Dioscorea cayenensis subsp. rotundata (Guinea yam) is the source of this 838-nucleotide messenger RNA. RefSeq names its product 50S ribosomal protein L17, chloroplastic. Gene Ontology annotation, molecular function: structural constituent of ribosome. The coding region runs from base 38 to 682 and encodes 214 amino acids. The record is from RefSeq and is a predicted model, not a curated record. Gene Ontology annotation, biological process: translation. The transcript has 3 exons. Gene Ontology annotation, cellular component: cytosolic large ribosomal subunit; ribosome. NCBI's taxonomy places the organism in Eukaryota, Viridiplantae, Streptophyta, Magnoliopsida, Dioscoreales, Dioscoreaceae.
CCGCGCUCGAGCACGAGGGCUUCCCCCGCGCAUUCCAAUGGCGAUGGCUUCUUCAUCCUCUCCGGCGCUUUCCAUCUCGCCAUGGAGCAUGGCCUCGCUUCGGUCCGCCCUCCCUUCGAUUCCCACGCCUCGCAUCCUUUCCCUUCGCUUCUCGUCUCCUGCGGCGCCCUUUCCGUCCUCGUCUCGCCUGAGAUCCAGCCACAAGGAGCAGAAACUCUUGCGGUCUUUCACUGGCCUCGCUCCCGAUUCCACUCUUAUGUCCAUGGGCUCUUAUGGUGCUGGCUUUGAGAAUGGUUUAAGCAUUAUUGAUAGUGGGUCUAGAUUCUAUGCAAUGCGACAUGGAAAACGUGUUCCAAAACUCAAUAGGCCCCCAGAUCAGCGGCGUGCAUUAUUACGCGGCCUUACCACACAGCUCUUGAAGCAUGGCAGGAUCAAAACUACCAGAGCAAGAGCAAGUGCUAUGAGGAAGUAUGUGGAUAAAAUGAUAACACUAGCCAAAGAUGGAUCUCUCCAUAAGAGGAGACAAGCCUUGGGGUUCAUUUACGAAAAGCAGAUUGUCCAUGCCUUAUUUGCUGAAGUCCAGGACAGAUAUGGUGAACGGAAUGGAGGAUAUACAAGAAUUAUCAGAACUUUACCAAGGAGAGGAGAUAAUGCACCUAUGGCCUUUAUUGAGCUUGUCUAGCUACUUUUUUUUAAUGGAUUUUGCAUAUAUUCCUCAAUUAUUGGGGAACACUGACCAAUGUCUCUGCUCCUUGCAUGUCUAAUUGCCAUUGAAAGACCUCUUAAGGUCAGAUUUCUGUAUUUGUUCUCUUGUUCCUGUUGUUGUACUCUCUUAAAA